CUUGUCUGUUGUGCAGGCAUCUCCAAAGCAAGGUCUGUGGGCCAGCUCCAGUUAAGGGAGGCACUGCUACAAGCCCUCUGCAGGAAGCAGCAGCAUCUCCCGGUUCCAACGUGGCAUCUGUGGCAAGCGGUGCUGCCAGAAGCACAGUGCCAUCAGCACCUUUGUACCUCCGAACCAAGGCUCAUGGUUUGGAUCCAGCUAACGGUUCAAUAAUGGAUGCUCCAGCCUCUCCUGAUCCAUCAGCUGCACCUACAGAGACCACCACAACUAGGCAUGUAGUCCCGUUGGCACUAUUGGUGAACAAACAGCACAGCACUUCCGAUGUGGGCCCCGUUCCAGAGCACAUCAUGCAACUGUGCAAGAGUAUCACCAACGAACAGUUGAUCUCAAAGUUAAGCAAGCACAGGCCCCUUGGCAGGAAUUUGGUUCUCUCCAUUAAUGAAGUUGGUUCCCAGAUGAGUCUGCCAGGGUUUCCUAGAAAUGACACAUGUGCUCUUGUGAGUUCCGUGCUUCCAUUCUUCACAGUCUCGCAGAAAGCCAAUGAAAAUUUGAAUUCAAAAAAUGGACAUGCUGAAGUCUUGUCUUUUGAAAAGACGAAUGUUAAAAAUGCAUGCAAAAUGCCAUUGAAGGGGAGCUCAUCGGAUGACAAGCAGCAUCGAUUGAGGUCAACCGCAAAGCAACAAGACAUUAUUUCAUCGGAGGUGCACACACUGACUGCUGAAGAGGAAUGUUGUACGGGUUCUGUGGACACUCGCUUUCACCCACUGCAUAAAAGAAGUGGAAGGCCGAGUAGCUGUAGCCCUCAAUCUUUAGGUAAUCAAGGCACUGAGGCAGGCAGCCAGGAAAAUUCAGGAGUUCAGGACACUGUGGCUGCAAAGGUAAAAGCUGCUGUGUCGGGUGAAACUGAGGCCGUUGUUCCUGUGCACGAUCUUGCCAAACUGGACAUGCUUUCCCUAGAGGAGAUCUCUCCCUGCCACUCUCCUCGCCACCAGUCACCUGUCCAAAAGAGAAUGGGCAAGGGGUCCAAAGAUAACGAACGCCACUCCCAUGUGACUGAAUGGCUUUGCAAUGUGCCCCUGCCUGCUGCUCUUACUGCUAUCCCUGGGCAAUCCCAGAAACAGCCUUCAGUCAAUCCACAUUGUCCACAAGGUAUUGCUGACUCUGACAGCGAUGCAACAGACAUGGAAGGACCUGUGCUUCAACAGCAGCCCCAGCAAAAUGGCUCUCAGCUGCCUGACCAAGACAAAAGUUCACUAUCGCUGCUUCAUUCAAGCCCAAACAAGGCUCAGCGAUCACUACCCAGCUUGUCGCAGGCAUCAUCUGAGGGCGUGCAUAAAAAGGGCUUAAGUGUCAGAUUUGCAGCUCCUAUACAAAAGGAAACGGCUGAACAGUUGACAGACAAACAAGUGCUACCAGCAGCUACUGUGUCCGAAACUUUUCUAUUGCGACACCAAGAGCCAUCACCCCUGGGUGUCCAAGAGCCGAGACUGUCCAAGAGUAGCAGUAAAGGGGUGCAAGAUUUGCCGCAAGGUGCUCAGAAGCGCAUUGUGAGAUCGGUCAGCCCUGAUGUGUUGGUGCCGCUGAAGAAACGCAAGGUACCAUUCACUGCCCUGCAAGAAGAGGCGCUUGUGUAUGGUGUUAUGAAAUACGGGCGAGGAAGCUGGAAAGAAAUCAGCAAUGAUGGCUGGUUCGAUGGGCGCCGACCCACUGACCUCAGUGACAAGUACAGGAACUUGGAAAAGUAUGGCCAUCUUGCGAAUGUCACGAAAAAAGUGAAAGACAUGCUGAGCGCAGGCAUAAACCCCCUCAAGGAACUGCGCACCAGGUAUGAGCGGCAGCGGCAACAGCAUGUGGUGUCGCCAGUUGGAGGGGAGUCAUCAAACAGUGAGCGAAGCACUAUGGGCCAACCGGAGAAGCCACAUAGAGCUUCACUAUUGCUCAAGCAUCCUAAAGAAGACAGAGUAGUUCCAUCUUCAGGUAAUGAUGACAAUGUUUCUUUGAAGCCUUUCCAGAAGCCAACAGAAGUUCUAGAGGCUACCACCAUGCCAAAGACAGUUUGCAGCAGCACCAGCAGACCUUCAACUUCGCAAGCACAUACGUCAGCACUCGGAAAAUUGAGUUCAGAGUCUGAGGAGAAUGCAUCACAAGAAAGCGCCCCAACCAAGCUCAAGAACAAGAAACGAAGAGUGCCCUUCACACCACUGGAAGAGGAGGCUCUCGUGGCCGGCGUUCUAAAGUACGGCAAGGGUAACUGGGCACGCAUACUGAGAGAAGGUGGUUUUCUCGGGAGGACAAGCCUGCAGUUAAGCGACAAGUAUCGGAACUUGAAGCUAUAUCGCCAGCUGGAGGCUCUCGAGAACACUGUAAACACUAAGUGUGCCAGAGGUGAGGACCCUUUAGAGGAGCUGCAGAAGCUUUUCGCUGCCCACUGGAAGUGCUGAGAGAAGAUUUGGCAGGUAUUUUUUAACUCUUUAAGUUAUGGUUUAAAGUUUAGCCUUUUAAAUAUGUAGCCAUACAAUAAAGCUCUGAUGUGUUUGGUGUGCAAAGCAACGUGCUGUGGAUUGGGAAAUGAAAAGAUGAAGACGAAUGCAUGCGCGGACGUGAGUCUUCUGUGUUACAAAAGACGAUGACAUUGAAGAGCGGCAAACACAAGGACACGCGACGCAAGCGAAGAGAAUAAAAGGAAAAUGGUCCAAUUGGGAAAACCCACGUUGCUCCCAAGAGCCAAUCACUGGUAAGCACGGAGCUCCGAAAAUCACCAAUCCAAAAAAGACACAAGGGCCAGAGCAGAAGAAAAGCGAGGCGCGUUGGCAGAAUUCACCCGAACGGGAAAUUCGUGUGCUUUCCGAAUCCUGCCGACCUGUACCUGGGCUUCAGGUACAGGUACAGGUUGCUACUCCGUCAAGCCGCAGACUUCUACCCAAGGCCGGCGGACGUCUGUGCCCGUAGGCAGAGCGUAAGCGGUCGGGCUACGUGCCCGAGUUUGCGCACAGCUGCCUAGCCUCAACGUCCAGGUCUCCCGCCACUUCCACCUGGAGGUUCCGCCGAAGCACCUGCGUCCCCUCUGCAAGUCAGAACAGCUGUACUCUGGUCACCAACUCGUCGCUCAGCUCCAUCAAUAUAUUGGGUGAGACGACCGCCGCUUCUCUCAUUGCUUCGCCGCCACCAAUUAACGUCGAACUGUUGUUGCGCUGACUGUAUCGCAUGAUUGCUCUCAUGCUAUGCCCUCACUCUUAGUGUGUUGAUACUAUACUAGCUUAAAUUGUAUUUGUGUCUUGCUGUGAAUAUUUCAUUACAUAUUUAUCAUCUAUUCUUUAUACUGGUUACAUUAAAUGUUUUGUGUGCUUUCUUGGAACAAAAGGCUUUGUCCUUGAUUGGGUUCUCUGGGGUUCUGCCUCGGGGACCCGUUCAAAGCAUCACAAAGGCCUUGUUUCCGAAAGAAAAGAUGGCAUGGAACAACCCGUAUGCAGAGCUGUCCCAGGCAGGGUUUGCUUUCUUCAACUUUGCAGCAAAGGGUCCACUGAUGAAAGAAGACAGCUCAUGUGUCCACAAGAGCAGUAACCUUGUGGCCAUUGGUAAGCACUUUGAGGUUGGUGGUUCUUGGUCUUGAAUUGCAGUUAGAUUGUGGCACUGGAUCAUGGCUGAAUCAUUUUGUCCCACUGCAGUUUAUUAAAGCGAAGCUUUCAUUGCCUCUUCCCACCACUUUUUGGCGCUGGCUGCUGUCAUGCACGAUUCGCAGGUGCGGCACGUAGUGCAAACUGAGGCUUCUCAAGGAGGCAAGUGAUGCACAUAAGAAUGGAUGUGAGCUCCGAUGCAAACACAGUGUUGUCAUGCGAUCAUUGUCAUUUAAUUGCCUUAAUUCUAAUGUUAUUCAUGCAGUCUAAGAUCCACUGGGCUGGUCAGCCCGAAGGGGCCUUCACAUUUUCCAGCCAACACGACUAUAAAUGGCCGGAAUUUUGCCAUAACCUAAAUUAUCACAAUGCACUCUUUCCCUGUCAUAUGCUACUGUAAGACAACAACUCCUGGGAACAUUAAGUGGGAGUGACUUCACAGA
Molecule: messenger RNA, 4054 nt
Organism: Dermacentor silvarum
Lineage: Eukaryota; Metazoa; Arthropoda; Arachnida; Ixodida; Ixodidae
Exons: 3
Coding region: 213-2441 (742 amino acids)
Source: RefSeq, a predicted model, not a curated record